Molecule: messenger RNA, 735 nt
Organism: Aspergillus pseudoviridinutans
Lineage: Eukaryota; Fungi; Ascomycota; Eurotiomycetes; Eurotiales; Aspergillaceae
Exons: 1
Coding region: 1-735 (244 amino acids)
Molecular function (GO): S-adenosylmethionine-dependent methyltransferase activity
Source: RefSeq, a predicted model, not a curated record
AUGGGUCGUGAGCAGCUCGCUCUUCCGCAUCUGCGAAAUCUAUGUGAGAAACAUGCGCAGAAGUAUCGGAAGGGGUUCCCAGGAGCAAAGGCUGCGUUUUUAAACUGGGCUGAUCAUGUUCUAGUCCAUGUCAGUGGUGGUAUGAAUCCCGUCUGUCGACCAAAGUGGUUGGAGAGAAAACUUGAGAAUAUCUGCGCACCUGCACUUGGCCCUCUUGCAAUGAUCGGUGAGGAGUGGAAAAGCCUGUUUGACUCUGAGUGCGAGACUCGUGCUCCUCCUGUUGAGCUUCUAGACCAGUACUACGCCGCGAAUUUGGAGGAUUUCGCCCCAUGGUAUGACCGACUCGUGUCGCUGGUAGGACAAUUAGCAGUGUUUUAUCCUGAGAUGAAUAUUCUGGAGAUGACUAGUAGUCGAACGGAUCAAGUGACAAAACGCGUGCUGAGGGAGAUUGGGACUGCCUACAAAACCUAUACACGGGCAGUCAUCAGCGGGUCGAUGAUGGUACCGAGCACGAAGCCACCUGCACAACCAUUCAUCAAAGAACAGGAUCUAGAAGACCAGUCAUUUGAACCAGAUUUCAUCGAUCUCAUCAUUGUUCAUCAAGCCCUUUACAACACAAAGUCCUUAACCAACACCCUCACAAUGCUUCGUCGUCGCCUCAAAAUAGGGGGCUACCUCCUCGUUCUUGAAGAACCAAUCCCCACUCGAUUCACCGAAACCUCCUGCUUCCAUUAA